AUGGGAAUUAGCCUUGGUUGUCAAAGUUCCAAUCAACCUGUUCAACGUGAUACUUUUAAUAUACCAGUCAUUCGGAUCGAUCGACCUUCGAAAGAGGCACAAGCCGAAACAGAAUCGGUGAAGAGUAGCAUCGAUGAUAGUAUCAAUGACCUUUCAAAUGGGAAUAAGCAAAGUCAAUAUGCUAGAACAAAGUCAUCAUUGGAUGACAACAAGGAUGAAACGGUAAUGCAAAACGACGAUGAGAAUGGCAACAUUGUAGCAAAUAGUCGCCAAUUAACGAAUACUACCUCUAACGAAGAGGACAUUACUCCAAUGGAGAAUUGUUAUAACGAUAAGCUAAAUUUUUCGAAUGAUAUCAAUGAUGUCGACAAAUCGAUAAUGGAUAACGCUGUCAAAGCAGUACAAGAUGGUAGUAAUGAAUGUAACGUUACUAAGGACAAACAUCAGAACGGAUCCAUGAUAAAUAAGACUAUGAAUUUGAAAGAAAAUCAUUCAAAUCUUGAUGAGAUUAGUAAUAGCUGUAGUAAUGUUUUGCAUCAAGCAGAGGAUCCUGUUGAAAAACCUCUAGAUGAAGUACAAAAUAAAAUUAUCAAUGAUAUUGCCUCAAGUAAAGUCGAUUUUAACCGCCAUAAUCUUCAGACAGGAAGCACUGCUAGCAAUGGUGUCGGAGAUACUUUACUUGCGGCUACUGCUAAUCAAGAAAUUGUAAGUAAAGAUGACCAAGGAAAUCAUAAUAGUGAUAGAAGCGAUAGCAAUCAUGUUCAAGAUAACAUUAUCCAUUCUUCAUCUUCUGCCGUGGAUGAAAUGAUAAUCAAUAGCCAAUGUAAAGAGAUCGGAAGCGAAAACAGACCUAUAGAUAAAUUACAAAAUAAUAUCAACAAUUUAACUAGUGAAGAAGAAAAUCGUCAUAAUAUUAACCAAACCAUGACGUCGUCGCUAGUAGUAGAUGCUACGCCUAAAAAUAGUAAAGAAAUAGACUUUUCUACCCAAUCCGAUCCUCAAAAUUUGCAAGAUGUUGUAGAUCGUUGUUGGAAGGAAAUCAAUCAAAGUCGAAAUUCUUCAGAUAACCCUCAAAAUUCGAAUAUCAAGAAUAGAACAGGAUGGCAGUGCAUUCGAAUAUUUGUCUCAUCGACGUUUUCAGAUUAUCAUUCGGAACGUGAAGUGCUUGUUAAAAAGGUCUUCCCAGAACUUCGUGAGUGGUGUGAAGAAAAGUGUCUCUAUUUGAUUGAUUGCGAUCUUCGUUGGGGGGUACCGAAAGAUUCAACUACGGAGGAAGUUUUACUGACCUGCUUAGAGGAAAUUGACCGAUGUCAUGAAGAAACUGAUGGGCAUCCAUUUUUUAUUAAUAUGUUAGGAGACAGGUAUGGAUGGACGCCGUCAUCAGAUCAAGUUGCCGAUAGUAUUGCACAAAAGUAUAAUUGGAUCUUUCCUUUAUCUAUAACUCAUAUGGAAAUUUUACAUGGGGCCUAUCGAAAUUGUAAUCCGAAUGCGGCUUUCUUUAUUCGAGAUUCAAGUAUUCUUAACGACAUACCAAAAGAAUAUCAUUAUCAAUUUAGUGAUAAUAGCUUAUUGUCCAAGCUACAGUUACAGACAUUAAAAGAACACCUGCAACAAACGAUGUCUAGUCAAGUAUUUCAUUAUUCGUGCCAAUAUGACGGGAUAAUAUCGCCACUUGGUGAACAAGAAAAGAUUAGCCUUAUUGGGUUAGACGAUUUUGCUGAGAAAGUACUAAAAUUUUUCAAGACUGCUAUCGAACGGCAAUAUCCUACUAUCAAAACGGAAAUAUCUCCCUACGAAAUAGAAUUUGCAAGUCAUGAAAUAUUCAUGCAAAGCCGUGGCAGGCAGGUUCUCGGUAGAAAAAGUGAGAUCCAAUCUGUUGUUCAUUAUGUUACUACUGCAAGCAAUCAAGCCUCGGAAGAUGAUAAUAAUGAUCAGUUAAAGACUUAUUCUGAUGAUACGGUUUCACCGUUAGUUAUUACUGGUGCAUCUGGUAUGGGUAAAUCGGCAUUAAUGUCAGCUUGUGUAUUGACUUUGCAAAAGAUGAAUUUCGACGUCUUUUAUCACUUUAUUGGAGCUUCUCCUAGCUCAACGAGUGUUCAUGAGAUGAUUUUGAGAGCUUGCUUUUAUAUGAAGGAUCGUUAUCGCGAAAAGUUAAAAGCAAGUGAUGAAGAUAUAGACAGUUUGAGCCGUAUUUCAACAUCAGAACUAUUUCACUAUUUUCGUCAAUGGACGGAAGAUAUUGCGACCGCCAUCACUUCACCAUUUGUGCUUAUUUUUGAUGCCCUAAAUCAGUUAGGAAACUGUGAUCUAAGUUGGUUACCCAAGAAUUUACAUGGAAAAGUAAGAAUUUUAUUUAGCGCUAUCGAUGGAAGUGCUGAACUGAGCAAACUGAUGGAGCAUCCACUGCAACUGCAGCAACUUCAGCUAACGCAAUUGGAUACUAAUGCAAGGAAAGAAAUUGUCGUCCACAUAUUAGCUCAAUAUCGAAAAUCUCUAGAUCAGAUUCAGCUUGAUUUGUUGACAUCAUACCCUGCCGCAUGCAAUCCAUUAUGGCUUGCAUUAGCAUGCGAAGAGCUGCGAGUUUUUGGAAUAUUUGAACAAGUUACCGAUAAGAUUAAAAGAUUUUCAGAAACCUUAGAAGGUUUACUAAAAGAUAUUUUGGAACGUAUUAUUAGUGAAGAUAACUAUGGCAUAGCCAAAAAGAUAUUAUGUCUAAUAGAGACUUCUAGGCAUGGACUAUAUGAAAUCGAAUUAAAGCAAGUAUUAAGUCAAUUAGAAACCUUACCUAUGCUUGCUUGGGCGCAAGCUUAUCGAGCGUUAAAGCCUUUCUUAAGGAAUUACCAAAGCAAUCAAGGAGUCGCCGUCCUAGAUUUUUUUCAUCGCUCAAUUAGCAAGACUGUUCGAAAUGACUUCCUACAAAACGAUAGAGCAACUGUUAAUAGCUAUCGGAAAAUGUUAAUUGAGUACUUUGAAAAUAGUUGUUCCGAUCUUGAACGUAUAUGUCUAGAAUUGCCUUAUCAAUUAUUUGAAAUUGGCGAGAAAAAAAAAUUAAUUGAGUUUAUACGCGGUAAAAGGUCUGUUCAUAUGCCACAGCAUCAAAAGCAAUCGUAUUUAAGGCGACUCCGAUGUCAAAAUUUUUGCUUCAAGAAAGAAAAGCAAGCAGUAAUUUGUCAUAUGUGCCAGUAUAAAACCAAUGGCCUUGGUCAAGGUCCAUUUUUAAAUCGUGAUGCUUGUAUAAUCUGCGGUGGAUUUGUAUCAUCUCAAAAAUCACCAGUUUACUAUUGCAUGAGACAUAAUCCCCAUCCGUUACCUCAUUGGAAUAAAUGUGCUAUUUGCUCAAAGCAAGUUCAAACAAAUACGCCUGGUAUGAAACCAGUCGAUGCUAAAGUUUGUAUGAUGUGCUAUGGAAAUGGUUCAAUGUGUGCAACCAUAGGCUAA
This is a messenger RNA of Trichoplax adhaerens, 3438 nucleotides long. RefSeq lists its product as uncharacterized. The transcript is spliced from 14 exons. The record is from RefSeq and is a predicted model, not a curated record. Bases 1 to 3438 code for a protein of 1145 amino acids. Gene Ontology annotation, cellular component: Cul4-RING E3 ubiquitin ligase complex. Lineage: Eukaryota; Metazoa; Placozoa; Uniplacotomia; Trichoplacea; Trichoplacidae.